Toxotes jaculatrix (banded archerfish) is the source of this 1702-nucleotide messenger RNA. Its product is annotated as photoreceptor-specific nuclear receptor-like. The record is from RefSeq and is a predicted model, not a curated record. Gene Ontology annotation, biological process: negative regulation of transcription by RNA polymerase II; anatomical structure development; positive regulation of transcription by RNA polymerase II. Gene Ontology annotation, molecular function: RNA polymerase II cis-regulatory region sequence-specific DNA binding; zinc ion binding; nuclear receptor activity. The coding region runs from base 1 to 1311 and encodes 436 amino acids. The transcript has 8 exons. Lineage: Eukaryota; Metazoa; Chordata; Actinopteri; Toxotidae.
AUGAUGGAGGAUCACCUGACGAAGAUCCCCAUGAUGCCGUCCUCUUCCCCCACUGAGUCGUCUGCCAGCGGCGGGACUGAUGACAGCAGAGGAGCCAGGAGUCCAGCCCCGGGAAAAGCUCUGAGCCCGGCUCUGGUCUGCAAAGUGUGCGGAGACACCAGCAGCGGGAAACACUACGGGAUCUACGCCUGCAACGGCUGCAGCGGCUUCUUCAAACGCAGCGUGAGGAGGAGGCUCAUUUACAGGUGCCAGGCCGGUACAGGCAUGUGUCCAGUGGACAAAGCUCAUCGUAACCAGUGCCAGGCCUGUCGGCUGAAGAAGUGCCUGCAGGCGGGCAUGAAUAAGGACGCCGUGCAGAACGAGCGGCAGCCCCGCAGCACAGCUCAGGUCCGUCUGGACUCCAUCGACGUGGACCCUGAGAAGGAGCACCUGGCCACCACUCGGGAGCCCACCUCCUCUUCCUCCUCCUCCUCUUCCUCCUCCUCUUCCUCCUCCUCCAGUGGCUCUGUCAUCACGUGGCCCCACAUCACCUCCUCCAUGUCCAUCACCUCCUCUGUCGCCCCCCAGCGCUGCGUCAGUCCCCAGAACAACCACCGCUUCAUGGCCAGCCUCAUGACGGCUGAAACCUGCGCCAAGCUGGAGCCCGAGGACGUUGACGAAAACAUCGACGUAACCAGCAAUGAGCCGGAGAGGGCGUCCUCGGAGUACCACAUGGCUCUGUACCCGUCCAGCUCCGAAAACGUGUACGAGACCUCGGCGAGGCUGCUCUUCAUGUCGGUGAAGUGGGCCAAGAACCUGCCGGUGUUUUCCAACCUGCCCUUCAGAGACCAGGUGAUCCUGCUGGAGGAGGCGUGGAGCGAGCUCUUCCUGCUCUGUGCCAUCCAGUGGUCUCUGCCGCUGGACAGCUGCCCGCUGCUCUCCCUGCCGGACCUUUGCCCCGGCAUGCAGGGCAAAACCAGCUACACCAGCCUGGAUCUGCGCCUCCUGCAGGAGGUCUUCAGCCGCUUCAAGGCCCUUGCCGUAGAUCCCACAGAGUUCGCCUGCCUCAAGGCCAUCGUGCUCUUCAAGCCAGAGACUCGUGGUUUGAAGGAUCCAGAACAAGUGGAGAACCUGCAGGAUCAGUCUCAAGUGAUGCUGGGACAACAUAUCCGCUCACACUACCCCAGUCAACCAGCCAGGUUUGGAAAGCUGCUUCUUCUCCUUCCCUCUCUGCGCUUUGUGAAUUCGGAGCGGAUAGAGCUGCUGUUCUUCCACAGGACCAUCGGGAACACUCCCAUGGAGAAACUGCUGUGUGAUAUGUUCAAAAACUAAAACCGUCACCAUCACACAGACCGGUGCAGUCAUCAACAGAUACUUCCUUUGUAUAUCUGUUUACAUAUCAGAGAUUCUGUGUGCUGUUAUUUUUUUUUUUUUUUUCGAAGGCCACUUUAUUAUUUGUUGUUUCCACAUCAGGUCGUUCAGAAAUUUAAAAUUCACUUCACUCCAUCAUGCUUGCUGCCUGCCUGCCUGUCUGUCUGUAUUAUAUUUAGUCUUUGAUUUGUGUCUGAACAGACUCACCAUCACGAUUCAUCCUCUAGUAUUUCUGUGUUUUUUGUGAAAAUUACAAAGCAGAUCUUUAUUUGUUUGGUGAUAGAUGGACUGUAUAUCCCUGCUGUCAGUAAUGUGACUCAUAUUCAUGUCGUCAUGCCUUGAUAAAGGUAAA